This is a messenger RNA of Macrosteles quadrilineatus (aster leafhopper), 3651 nucleotides long. RefSeq lists its product as uncharacterized. Lineage: Eukaryota; Metazoa; Arthropoda; Insecta; Hemiptera; Cicadellidae. The transcript has a single exon. The record is from RefSeq and is a predicted model, not a curated record. Bases 1 to 3651 code for a protein of 1216 amino acids.
AUGUCAAGUAAGGGCAGAAAAAAACGAAAUACUCGGAGGCAAAGGUAUGAGGAUAACGGUGAGGACGACACCCAAAGUGAACUCAACUACGUUUCAGAAAGGGACUCUAGAAAGACUAAAGAUGAGUCACGAGGUUUUUCAUUGGGACAUACGAACCGAGAAAAUGAUGCAGCUAUGUAUACUCCUACUCCGAUGGUCAAUAUCACGUUACCAACUCCAGAAACGUUCUCUGUUACUCCGAAUGAGUGGCAUUCCUGGAGGAAUCGCUUUCAAAGGUACAGACGGGGUUGCGGUCUGGAUAGCACUUCCGACGCUCGGCAAAUCGAUGUACUUUUGUUUGUAAUGGGUAGUAGAAGUGAAGAUAUUUUCGAUUCGUUUUCACCAAAACCUAAUACUUAUGACGAGGCUCUUAGGGCCUUUGAUGAAUACUUUGUGCCAAGACGGAAUAUAAUUUAUGAGAGAUCAAAAUUUUUGAGACACAAGCAAGGGAGUGAUCCAUCUGAAAAAUGUAUAAGAGAUUUGCAUGGCCUUGCGAAAACGUGUGCAUGGGGUGAAUUAAAUGAUGAGAUGAUGCUUCUCGUCCUCAUUAUUGGUAUGCAUGAUGAGGGUCUGAGUGAUAGACUCCAGCUGGAAUCUCAAUUGACUCUGGAGAAAGCAAUUAAUACCUUGCGCCAACAUGAGGAGCUAGAACGCCAAAAACGUGAACUUGCCAAUACUAAUGUUUUUUUGGUAAAUAAAACGUCAGUUCAAAACGGUAAACCGAAUCGGACAGAAGGAGUUUGUGACCAGAAAUACAUCGAGGAUGCAGAAAAUACAAAGAAGUGCAGGAAAUGUGGUUAUGAUUGGCACGGAUCACUGGCCGAAUGUCCUGCUAGGAAAGCCAAAUGUGACAAAUGUUCCGAGAUUGGACAUUUUUUUCGAUGCUGUCCCUACCGCGAAAAGUGGAUGAGAAAAAACAAAAACGUUGUUAAAGAAAUCGAACAGCAAGUUUCAGACUGUGGAGAUCUACAGGUUCCUGAGAUUUUCAUCGGGAAUAUAGAAAACAAUGACAGAGCCUGGGCCCAGGAGGUAAAAGCAAGCUGUGGAAACCAAGUGUUAGGGCUUAUAAAAUUUAAACUUGACACAGCCGCUGAUGUAACCAUGAUUCCAGUAAGAGUUCUUGGUGAUUUUAUUAAGACUCUGCCUCUAGGAAAGUGCAAAUCCCCUGUGUACAGUGCAAAGAAGAAAGAACGAAUAAAUAUUUUGGGAACUUUAAGGCUGAAGCUUGAACAUAAGGGUGUAUCAAUUUAUGAUCAUGCGUAUAUUUCUGAGGAGAUCACUGUUCCACUUCUUAGCAGACGUUCCUGUGAAGAGCUGAACCUGGUGAAGAGGAUCUUUUCUGUAGAUUCAUCAGAUAUUGACUGGGUUACUGAGUACCCUAAUUUAUUUCAAGGAUUGGGAAAUAUGAAAGGAGAGUACAAGAUAGAAAUGAAGGAGAAUGCAGUUCCUUAUGCUAUAUCUACCCCCAGGGUUGUACCAAUACCUUUAAAAAGCAAGGUGAAAGAGCAGUUAGAGAAUAUGCUUGAAAAAGGAGUGAUUGUCCCAGUUGAGCACGCGACUGAUUGGUGCGCACCAAUGGUAGUUUGCGCAAAAAAGAGAGGUGGGGUUACGAUCUGCGUGGACCUAUCCAAACUCAACAACAGUGUGAAACGUCGGUUUUAUCCUAUUCCAAAGAUUGAACUUUCAUUGUCCCAGAUCGCGGGAGCCAAGUACUUCAGCAAGAUCGAUGCGAAUUCCGGUUUCUGGCAACUGAACCUUGCAGAGGAGUCUCAAGAUUACACAACAUUUAUCACCCCUUUCGGGAGGUAUAAAUUCUGUAAGGUACCUUUUGGAAUUACAUCUGCUCAUGAAGAGUUUCAGCACCGUAUGUCAAGAGCUUUAGAAGGGGCAAAGAACUGUUUAGUGCACAUUGAUGACUGUUUGAUAUGGGGAAGAACGAAAGAGGAACACGACGAGUGUCUUAGAGCCGUUCUAGAGAGAGUGCAAGCUAAUGGAAUCACUUUGAAUAAGCAGAAGUCUGAGUUCUGCAAGAAGACUGUGACAUUUUUGGGGUUUGUGCUGUCUAAGGAAGGAAUCAAGCCUGAUCCAAGCAAGGUACAAGCAGUUGUGGACUUACCAGCCCCAAGUAAUGCUAAUGAAGUCCAGAGAUUCAUGGGCAUGAUCACUUUUCUGGCUAAAUUUAUUCCGAACUGCAGUGAGAUUUUAGAGCCAAUUACGAGCUUGUUAAAGACUAAAAACGAUUUCUUUUGGGGACCAACUCAGGAAAAAGCUUUUGUCACAGUGAAACAGAUUUUAUCAUCAGAGCCAUGUUUAACUGUUUACGAUCCGGAAAAGCCCUCGAUUCUUUCUUGUGAUGCUUCAAAAAAAGGUCUUGGAGCGGUUUUACUACAAGUUGAAGGAGAAAACAAGAAACCUGUGGCAUAUAUAUCUCGGACUCUAAUGCCUGUUGAAGAAAACUACAGUAACAUUGAGAGAGAAGCGCUUGCGUGCACUUGGGCAAGUGACCGUUUAAAAUGUUUCCUGAUGGGUAAAAUGUACACAAUUGAGAGCGACCACAAACCGCUUGUCUCAAUUUUCAAAAGACAAAAUUUGGACGAGCUCUCACCGAGGCUACAGCGAUUCCGAAUGCGUAUGAUGAGAUACGAUUAUCGCAUGACCUGGACCCCAAGAAAAGACCUUGCCAUAGCAGAUCUGCUAUCGAGAUGUCCUAUUCCGGCUAAUGAAGAUGGCGAAUUGACAAAAGAAGUAGAAGCCUUCGUCCAUGAAAUCAGUAUGAUUAGAAUAAACACUACAGAUGAAAAUGUGACAAAAGUACUUCACUCACAAAUGAGGGAUCCAAUAUGUGCACAACUCAAGCUAAAAAUUUUAGACGAAUGGCCUGGAAAAUCAAGUUUACCUAAUGAGAUUCAAGAAUACUUUAACGUGAAAGACGAGUUAAGUUGUAUUGAUGGGUUAUUGCUUCAAGGAACUCGGAUGAUAAUACCUCAUGAACUACGAGCGGAAAUGCUUGAGAGGCUUCACAGUGGACACUUGGGAAUCACAAAAACAAGGAAACGUGCUUUGGAAACCAUGUGGUGGCCUGGAAUUUCUCAAGAAAUAGAAAGAAAAAGCAAAUCGUGUCCAGUGUGUAUUCAGAACUCAACUAAUCACAGUGAACCAUUGAUUCCAAAACUUAUGUUUGGAGGGAAAAUAGGAGACAAUCUUCCAUCUACUUUGGUUGGAAAUCCUGUGGAAAAUAAAGACUUUUUUGAGAGGGAGAAUAAGUACCAGUCGAAGUAUAAGAUGCAAUUUGAUAAACGACAUGGAACGAGGGGUUUAAGUGAAUUAGAAGAGGGAAGCAUGGUAUGGAUCACAGAUCUACGUAGACAUGGUAAAGUAGUCAGGAAAUUGAACGAACCACGUUCCUACCUUGUGGACAUUGACAAGAAAACCAUUCGACGAAACCAGAAGUUCUUAGUUCCUGCACCAUACUACGGAGAAGAUUGCAUUCUUUCAAACUGUUCAUCUACGGUCCUUAAUUGUCCAUCUAACUCACGUGAUCGUCCAGACGCUGGCACAGUUACCCAUUACGGAAGGUCCAUCAAGAUACCGAGGCGGUACCGAGCUUCAUGA